GCAUGCGCACUGUGCACGUUCUUUUCCAUCCGCGUGUCCAAGCGUUUGCUUGUGUGUCCAAAUCGAAGGGUUCCACUCUGAAGGAGAAAUGCCAUCAAAAGUCAUCGUAGAAACUGACAAAACCAUGGAAGAAGAGACGGAGGCCGUUGCGGAUGUUAAGGUCUCAAAGAGCAAAUCUAAGGAUGGCAAGAAACUCAAGAAGAAGCAGAUUGUGGCAGAGCAGGAGGUAGAGGGAGAUAUGGACUGUGAACCACCGGCACCUAAAAGGGCAAAGAAAAAGAAAAAAGAAAAGCUUGCAGAGGACCAAACAAAUGAGAACAUCGAUGAGGCCACAGAUAUGAAUGGCAACAUUGAUGAAGUUGAGCCACCAAAGAAGAAAAAAAAGAAGAGGACCGAAGCAGAUAAGAAGAUAAAGAGUGUAAUUGCUGAAACUGAAAUCAAUGGACAUUCCAUGCCGGAAACACCAGCUGAGACUCCCAACGUGACACCAUCUCAGUCAAGUGAUGACUCAAACACUGACAGUGAAAAAGAAGAGACACCUGAGCAGAAAGAAGGGGCCUUCUCCAACUUCCGAAUCUCUCAAUGCACCAUUGAGAAGCUCAAAGCUCGUGGUGUCUCUUACCUGUUUGACAUUCAGGUCAAAACAUUUGACCCCGUGUAUGAUGGAGAAGAUGUACUUGCCCAAGCCCGUACAGGAACAGGAAAGACUUUCUCAUUUGCCAUCCCACUAGUGGAGAAGCUGCAGUUGGAUUCAGUGACGCGGGCAAGAGGCCGUCCUCCCAAGGUGUUGGUGAUGGCUCCCACCAGGGAGUUGGCCAUCCAGGUCGCUAAGGACUUUAAAGACAUCUGCAAGAAACUGACCAUCUGCUGUUUCUAUGGAGGCAGCUCAUACAACCCACAGAUUGAUGCUAUCCGUAGUGGGAUCGAUAUUUUGGUAGGAACCCCUGGCCGUAUCAAAGACCACAUCCAGAAUCAUAAACUGGACCUCAGUAAACUGAAGCAUGUGGUUCUGGAUGAAGUCGACCAUAUGCUGGACAUGGGAUUUGCUGAUCAAGUGGAAGAAAUUCUAGCCGCCUCCUAUGGAAAAGAUGGUGACUCCAAUCCCCAGACUCUGCUUUUUUCGGCCACCUGCCCCCAGUGGGUCUAUGAUGUGGCCAAGAAAUACAUGAGACCAGAUUGCAAACAUAUCGACCUGAUUGGCAGGAAAACACAGAAGACCGCAACAACUGUGGAACAUCUGGCCAUAUCAUGCCACUGGUCCCAGCGUGCAGCGGUGAUAGGAGAUGUGAUCCAAGUGUACAGUGGAAGCCACGGCAGAACUAUUAUCUUCUGUGAGACCAAGAAAGAGGCCAGUGAACUUGCCAUCAAUGCAUCCAUCAAGCAGAGUGCCCAAUGCCUCCAUGGAGACAUCCCUCAGAAACAGAGAGAGACAACAUUGAGUGGAUUCAGGAAAGGAUUGUUCGAGGUUUUAGUGGCCACCAAUGUGGCUGCCCGUGGGUUAGAUAUUCCUGAAGUUGACCUUGUGGUCCAGUGUUCUCCACCCAAGGAUGUGGAGUCAUACAUUCAUCGCUCAGGUCGAACUGGCAGAGCUGGAAGGACCGGAGUUUGCAUCUGUUUCUGUCAAAGGAAUGAAGAGGACCAGCUGCGCUAUGUGGAAGACAGAGCUGGCAUCUCAUUCAAACGAGUCGGAGUUCCCACAGCCAAUGAAAUCAUAAAGUCAUCAAGCAAGGAUGCACUCAGGUUUCUGGACUCAGUUCCAGCUGCUGCUGUUGGAUACUUCCGAGAGUCUGCAGAGAAACUGAUAGAGACGAAAGGAGCAGUGGAAGCACUGGCUGCUGCCUUGGCACACAUUUCUGGAGCUACAACUAUAGAGCAGAGGUCACUGCUCAGCUCAGACGCUGGUUUCACCACUCUGCAGUUGGCAUGUUCUCAGGAAUUGCAGAAUUUGGGUUAUGUCUGGCGAAGCAUCGAAGAGCAGCUUGGGGAGGACAUUAAAAGCCACAUCCAUAGAAUGAACUUCCUCAAAGGCAAAAUGGGAGUUUGUUUUGACGUCCCGGCUGACAAAGUCAAGGAAAUUCAGGACACCUGGACUGAUGGUCGCCGUUGGCAACUGACAGUGGCCACAGAGCUCCCUGAGCUGGAGAGGCAGUACAGUAAUCAAGGAGACAGAGGCUUUGGUAACAGACGAAGAGGAUUCGGAGGCGGAAGGGGACGCAGUUUUGGGGGAAGUGGCAGAUAUGGUAAUGGAUUCCACAGAGGCGGUGGCGGUGGUGGCGGCAGGGGUGGCGGCGGCAGGGGAGGCAGCGGUGGUUAUGGCAACAGGAGUAGUGGACAAAAACGCAACUUCAGCCAAGCGUUUGAUUACUGAGGUGCCAACCUGGGACUGGCUGUCACGCCUGUGGGCUGGCGGUGUUUUCUAUUGGCUCUCAGUGAGGAUUAGCGGGCGGAACUCUCCUUUAUGAUACAAUGUCAGAUAUUCAUUAAAUGUAUUUAAAGCUCAUAUUCAACAAUAUGAGCAGUGUCUUUACUCUGACAUUAAGCUGCCAAAGGCUGUUUCCUGAGAAACCUUUACACUCUUAAAGGGAUGGUUUGGAUUUUUUUUUUAUGACGUGACAUCCCCAUCGGGAGUGUCGUGCAUCGGCAGUGAACCCCCCCAGUUGCUGGGGGUCACUUAAGUAAAGCGUUUAGCUUCGCAAAACAAUAUGCGUUCAAAAGAGUAAUACGUUUGCGUCACAAAAUUACCCACCGAAAAGUCAGACAUCAAAAAUCACAAUUUCACUCCCUUUGUAUUGCAAGAGUUUUAAAUUGAUAACUACAGUGGUAUUGUCACAACAAAGUAUUUAAAAAAUGGUGUGGACUUGUAAUUAUCUGGGCUGUAACAGCAAUAUACUCAACCAUUGAGUUGUCAUGGUCAUUCCUAGUAGGGAAUAUUGUCUUGCCAUAUUGGCACCCCAGGUAAGAACUAGCUAUUAGAGGUAAUAUGUCGCUUAUACGUAUAUUGUUCUCAGAACAGACAAGAACCAGCUUAUAACGUUUUGCAGCAAAUCACCAAUUCACUAUCUGAGCAGUAAAGACUGAAACAGAUAAGAUGUGCGCAACAAUUGACAGCAGGUGGCAGCACAGUGAUAUGAAGGGAGGGAAAAAGACUGGUGAUGAAUUGUGAUGUCUGGCAUUUUUUAUGGAUCACAUUUUUAUGAUGCAAAUGUAUUUUGACCGCAUAUUGUUUUGAGAAGCAAAACACUUAUGUGACCCCACCAAGUAGUCGUAACAUCAUUGCGACUACUUGAAUGCUUCUCAUCGGACGAAGUGGGGGGGGGUAGCCGCUGUUGAUAAUUACACUGCCGAUGGGGAUGUCAUACAACUUCAUGUCAAAAAAUUUUAACUAUCCCUUUUAAGAUGAAGGACCAAUGCCAACCGUCGGUUAUGACAGACUUCUAUGCAACCCACGGAUUGACAUGCUGAGUUUUCACCUUUCAGAUCAGUACAUUGCUGAAAUCCAAAGUUGUAGAAGGAAGUUGUGCUGGAUUACGUUUUUAUUACUUUGCAUUUGGGGACAACAGGGAAGCACCAUCUCCACCCACACCACAUUUGCGAGGAGUGAUCAUGGUUGUCAACCUUUUCGAGGUGGAGUCUGUUUGCUAUGUACCUUACCUCAGGUCAAUAUUCUCCCCAAGGUUUUGGAUGAUUGCUUUGCAACUCGCUCUUUUUACUGACUUCAUUUGAAAGGAGUGUGUCCAUUAAAUGGUCAAUUAAG
Molecule: messenger RNA, 3754 nt
Organism: Doryrhamphus excisus (bluestripe pipefish)
Lineage: Eukaryota; Metazoa; Chordata; Actinopteri; Syngnathiformes; Syngnathidae
Gene: ddx21
Product: DEAD (Asp-Glu-Ala-Asp) box helicase 21
Molecular function (GO): RNA helicase activity; ATP binding; RNA binding
Source: RefSeq, a predicted model, not a curated record